AUCAGGUGGAAACUUAUAGCAAUGUCAAGGAGGCCAAUCAAUCCAUCACGGCGUGCUGCAGCUGGAGGAGCUGCUUCACUGGGAGCAUCUGUUCGCUCUAAGACAUUUUCUCCACCUUAUUUGUCAAUUGGGCUCAUUGUUGUGGGAGUAUUUCUUGUUAUAGGAUAUUACCGUCGUGACUCAGGUGGUGAUAUACGAGGUCUCGGCAGAGUUGAAGCUGACUUUUCUUGCAAUAGUGAUGUUCAAAGAGCAAUUCCUUAUCUGAAAAAGGCAUAUGGUGACAGCAUGCAUAAAGUGUUGCACGUUGGCCCUGACACUUGCUCAGUUAUUUCCAAACUAUUAACAGAGGAGGACACUGAAGCUUGGGGUGUGGAGCCCUAUGAUAUUGAGGAUGCUGAUAUUCAAUGCAAGAGACUUGUGAAAAAGGGCAUUGUACGAGUGGCUGAUAUUAAGUUUCCUCUUCCAUACCGGGCAAAGUCAUUUCAUCUUGUGAUUGUGUCUGAUGCAUUGGACUACUUGUCACCUAAGUACCUCAACAGAACACUUCCUGAAAUGGCUAGGGUAUCUUCAAAUGGCCUUGUUCUCUUCACUGGUUAUCCACACAAUAAAAAACCCAAGACGGGAGAUAAGGCAAAAUUUGGUCAUUCAGCAAAACUACGCAGCUCUACUUGGUGGAUCCGGUAUUUUAUUGAGACAAGUUUAGAGCAAAAUGAUGCUGCCAGUAAGAAGUUUGAGCAAGCUGCAGUGAAAAGAUCAUAUCAUCCAACUUGCCAAAUAUUUCAUCUCAAGUCCUAUAAUUGAUGAAUCAAAAUGAAACAAUGAAGAGCAGAACACAGUCUUUACCUGGUACCUUUGCACCACCAGAUUAUUAAUUCUUAUUUGUGAUGGUGGCGCUUCUUUGUGCAACCAGGGCACAAUGUAAUUACUUCAGGCUGUCAGCCUCUGCAGCUAACCAAACAAAAUUUUGGUGGAGAUAUUCUUUUUUGAUGAACUUCAGCCGUCUGGUAGUAAAGAGUCUUGCUUGUAGUAUUGUUUGUAGUUUUAUAAUAAACACUUCUUUUUUCUAUAGGGUGGGUAUAGAAUAGAUUUUGCUUCAUUUUGUUUGUAAUUCAAUAGGUAUAGUAGUGCAUCACAAGUGGAUGUUCCCAUAGGCUUUUGACUAGAAUAUUUUGUAUUUUGAAUUAAUAGGUUCUUUGCUUCAGAGAUUUUUUUAAAUCAAAAGAUGAAGCAGAGCAAAACUAGUGUUUCUUUUCUUUCUCUGCAGUCCUGGGAGAAAAUGAAUUAAUGAG
This is a messenger RNA of Cuscuta epithymum, 1289 nucleotides long. The record is from the annotation of a GenBank genome assembly. Lineage: Eukaryota; Viridiplantae; Streptophyta; Magnoliopsida; Solanales; Convolvulaceae.